Molecule: messenger RNA, 4099 nt
Organism: Psammomys obesus (fat sand rat)
Lineage: Eukaryota; Metazoa; Chordata; Mammalia; Rodentia; Muridae
Gene: Fitm2
Product: fat storage inducing transmembrane protein 2
Exons: 2
Coding region: 37-825 (262 amino acids)
Biological process (GO): lipid droplet organization; lipid storage; phospholipid biosynthetic process
Cellular component (GO): endoplasmic reticulum membrane
Source: RefSeq, a predicted model, not a curated record
AGGGCACCAGGUUGACGGUGGCCGAGAAGGUCCGGCAUGGAGCAUCUGGAGCGCUGCGCGUGGUUUCUCCGCGGGACGCUGGUGAGGGUGGCGGUGCGGCGCUACCUGCCCUGGGCGCUGGUGGCCGCCAUGCUGGCGGGCUCCCUGCUCAAGGAGCUGUCCCCGCUGCCCGAGAGCUACCUCAGCAACAAGCGCAACGUCCUUAACGUGUAUUUUGUUAAAAUGGCCUGGGCCUGGACAGUCUGUCUCCUCCUGCCUUUCAUUGCCCUCACCAACUACCACCUGACAGGCAAGACUAGCCUGGUUCUUCGGCGGUUGAGCACUCUGCUUGUGGGCACAGCCAUCUGGUAUACCUGCACAGCCCUCUUCUCCAACAUUGAACACUACACAGGCAGCUGCUAUCAGUCCCCAGCCCUGGAGGGCAUCAGACAGGAGCAUCGGAGCAAACAGCAGUGCCACCGGGAAGGGGGCUUCUGGCAUGGCUUUGACAUCUCAGGCCACUCCUUCCUACUGACCUUCUGUGCACUCAUGAUUGUGGAGGAGAUGGCGGUGCUGCAUGAGGUGAAGACGGAUCGCAGCCACCACCUCCAUACUGCCAUUACCACCCUGGUUGUCGCCUUGGGCUUCCUGACCUUCAUCUGGGUAUGGAUGUUUUUGUGCACAGCUGUUUAUUUCCAUGACUUGACCCAGAAAGUGUUUGGCACCAUGUUUGGCUUGCUGGGCUGGUACGGUACAUACGGGUAUUGGUACCUGAAGUCUUUCUCUCCAGGACUUCCUCCCCAGACGUCUAGUUUGACUCUGAAGCAAGAUACUUACAAGAAAUAAAAGAGAAAGAAAUGGGGACAGGAGGACAAUGGCUAAUAGAUGUCCCACCUACUUUGUCCAGUGACUGGCUGAAUUAUUGGGUCCCACUUCAGAGAGGACCCUUAGAGGAUCUUUGGAAUGGGGUGGAGUCUGGGAAACAAGCUUAGUCCUCAGGUUCUGCUGGUGGUGCCACCGUAUCGCCAGCAGCGCCAUUCCUGUCAGAGUCGCCUCAUCUCUGUCAAGACAUGACCUUAAUCUGUUCGGAGAUGGAGAGCUAAGGCUCAGCAGAGGGACAGGAGACAGCCUCAUUGUGUCAAGGGGAAACCAGAGCUUCAGUUCUCCCUCUGCUGUGGUCUCUCUGGCUCUGGUUCUCCUUAGAGUUUAGUGGCCACGUUAAUGCUGUUGUUUUAACAGUGUUUCCCCGUGGCUGAUUCUGAGAUAAGCAUUCUCUCUGGCAGGUUCUUUACUAAACACCCCAAUGCCUAAAAAAUUCUCUGCCUGUAGUAUCCAUACCCUCUGUGGAGUUGACAAUUGCACCUGACUGUGAUCAGUUCCCAACAAGGGCCCACCACCCUGCAGUGCCUGGAUGAUUUUGUUGUUGUUGUUGUUGUUUUGUUUUUCAAGACAAGGUUUCUCUUUGCAGCCCUGGCUGUCCUUGACCUCACUUUGUAGACCAGGAUGGCUUUAAACUCACAGCGAUUCACCUGCCUCCGCCUCCUGACUGCUGGGAUGAAAGGCUCAAGCCACCACUGCCCAGCACCUGGAUGAUUUUUAUGUAGUGGACAGUAAGCUUUUUCUGUUCGCACUGUGUAUUGUUAUGUGUUGAUUUUUGGAGCAGUAACAGAGAACCCCAUUACCCCCUCUUCUUCCCUGAGUGGGUGCUGUAUGGUUUUCAAUCAUCACUAUGACAUUUGUUCUUUGUUGACAAUGUUCCAGUACUGCCCUUUGGUGUGUGAAAACUGUUUUGAGGGUUUUUGUUUUGUUUUUUAGAACACUAACUUUUUAUAAGCCAAAAUCUCAGGCUAAUCAUAUUAAACUCCACCUCAUAGGAUUGUGCUCUCUGUGGUAAUAAAACUGGAGCAGGGGCCAUGGUGCUGCAGGCCCAGCACUAAGGAGGCAGAGGCAGAGGGAGGCAGAUCUCUUAGUCUGAGGGUACCCUGCCAGGGCUGCAGAGUGAGACCCUGAUUCAAAAAAAAGGGAAAGAAAAUAAAAGAAAGACUAAAACUGAAAUGCAGACACUUUCAUUAUUUGAUAUAUUUUAAGCUGAGAGAGAAAUUCUGUCAAGUGAUUGUAUGGAGAAUUUCAGAUUUGGGUUUGGGGACCUCAUAGGAUCAUAGGACAAUUACCACAGCCCAAGGGAUAUUUACCUUUGGAGAUUAUGAUUAUUUAGAGGUGAAGUAAAAUGUCUCCUCUUGUGCAGGAAGCCAGCUGGCAUGCGAAGCCGCCCAUAUUACGUAUCAUUGCCAUGCAGAGUUGUCCACGUUACAUAGUGGCAUAGCUCAGCAGUCAAGAGCACUGACUGCUCUUCCAGAGGACCUGGGUUCAGUUCCUAGCACCCACGUGGCAGUUCACAUAGUAGCAUGCUUUUGGCUUGCUUCCUCAUCCUCAUCUCACCAACGGAACAACCUAAAAGGGGGGCAUUUAAUAGCCGCAACAUUUUUUCUUGGCAUCGCUGCCUAGUUUUCAGCCGUGUCAUUACGUGGCCCUCACUGUGACUUCUAGGGAAGUCUUGCAACCCAUGUCCCACACGGCAGGCUUCUAGUCUCGGAUAAGAAGGCCCCUGUCCUCCCUCAGGUGAUCGUCUUCAGCCUUUCACACCGGAGCCCCCGGCCUUUUGGAUGAACAUCCUUGAAGCUGCUUUGACGCCUCUUUCCUGGCAGAGCUGGCUAAUGGCAUUAACUGAUAAGCUUUGGCCUGACUCAAGCUCAUGUUGUUAGGCACUUAGUAAAUUAAGAGUAGCUUCUUUCUUUUUAUUUAAUUUUAUUUUUUAAAUUAAAUUAAAUUUUUUUUUUUUUUUUUUUUUUUGAGUCAGGGUCUUACUUUACAGCCCUGGCUAGUCUGGAACUCUCUAUGGACCAGGCUGGUCUCAGACUCACAGAAAUCCACCUGCCUCUGUCUCUUGAGUGCUGGGAUUAAAAGUAUACUAAGAUUAAAGCCACCACAUCUGGCUAUUAAGGAAUUUUUAAAAAUAUAUAAGAAUCUAUUUAAAAGACGUAUUUUAUAUCCUGUUGAGCUACAGGUCAGCUUGACCAAUUGCAAUGUAAGAUGUGAGAUGCUAUCACCAAAGGGGAAGAAAGGCAGGCAGUGUCACCAUGAUGCUUUGGUGAGUUGACAAUGGACUGAAAGGGUGUUUGACCAUCUGGGAUUUUCCAUCCAUCUUCCCUGGGUUGGAGUGGGCCUGGCGAAGAUGGUAGGGCUGGCUACCAGAUAGCCUCUCAAGCUUCAUGUCCACAGCAGAAGGGAGCAGACACAGGAGGCAUCCACAGGCUCAUCUGUCACAUCGAAUCUUUGGACGUUUUUGUCCAGUGGUCUGAGCAGGUUUAACAUUAAGCUGACUAGGAGUAGAAACUUUGUGUUGCUCAGCAUUUUCUGCAUAUGAGCUGGAUUAGACUACCUGCAUAUUCUUGGUAUGCCUCCAUCUCCUCUCCCGGGGCUGGGGAUGGAACCCAGGGUUUUGUGCAUGUUGGACAAGCCCUCUGUCCCUGAGCUAUACCCCGAGUCCCUCAGAGCCCGUGCCUUCCCUCCAGUGAGGAAGCAUGGCAUGGCUGAGUGUUUGGGCUUGGGCAGCCAUGAGAUGGAGGUUUGAAAGUUGCCGUCAUUCCCAAACCACCUGACCAGUGUGCAAGCCUUGCUGCCCUUGUCUGUAAAGUGGAGGCGAUUCUUUUAGUGCCUAAAGGAAAGACAUGUAAGAUGCUGAGCACGCGUGCUGCAUGGGCUGUUUGCUCCCCACCUUUCUCUUGAUGGCAUUUAUAGUGUUCUGGCUCCUCUAGAGGAAGCAGAGGAACCAACAUCUGUUGAGGAGUCUGGCUCUCCCAUUGAAGUAGUCUCCAGUCAUCUUUCAAAGUGUCUGUUGUCCCUCGGUGUUAAACAUGAGGCUUUGGGAGCAUCUGACCAGAGUCAUGCCAUGCUAUUUUGCUUCCCUGUGUGGAGGUUUGCUCACUAGCUUCCAUGUAUAUCUGUCACUGUCUGGGUACCAGAUUGUAUUUAGAGAACGGCUCAUGCCACUGUUAUGUACACACAGAGCCCAUGUGUAAACAAGCAAAUUAAAAUGCACUGGAGAUAAUGGAGUCCCAUA